Messenger RNA from Trichogramma pretiosum, 2427 nucleotides. RefSeq lists its product as uncharacterized. Gene Ontology annotation, biological process: regulation of transcription by RNA polymerase II. The coding region runs from base 1133 to 2371 and encodes 412 amino acids. The transcript has a single exon. NCBI's taxonomy places the organism in Eukaryota, Metazoa, Arthropoda, Insecta, Hymenoptera, Trichogrammatidae. The record is from RefSeq and is a predicted model, not a curated record. Gene Ontology annotation, cellular component: nucleus.
UCGAUGAAUCCUAAUAGAGUUCGAAAUUUACCGUUAUAAAUGCAUUUAACUAAACCCCCCAUUACGAUUGUCUUCAAAAGUUUUCUCGUUUACUUAUGAUAUGCGCGAAAAGAGCAUCAACCAGGCAAUCGCCACCCACGCCCUGAAAAAUAAUUGCCGUGGUGCAGGUUUAAUACUCCGAACUAUGCCUAAUGUCUUGCCUAUAGGACAUGGCUACAUCUCGUUUCGUAAGUGUAUAUACGUAUAUAGGUGUAUGUAUAUAGUGUACCACUCGUAAAGGUUAUCGCUGCGGUGCACUCGUAACGGGAGGACGAUAUAUAUACAGCCAAGCAAUUCGCGUACGUGCGUAUACCUAUACAUGCGUGAUAUGUAGUGUGCUCUAUCAUUGCGCCUCGCUCAUACUACAACACUGCACACCGCACACGCAUCUCUCGCGAGACUUUUUAAAGGGAAAAAACAACGCUCUUUAACAAGUUGAAAUUUGGAAAUUCGAGUGACAAUCGUGACCACGUGGAUGCGUUGCCUACGCGCCCAAGGCGGCCCCCCGACAACAGCAACGCAGUCGUCGUCGAGGCAUCGUCCGGUAACGUGCAGUGGUAGUAGCUGCGCCAAAAGUCAACUUGUUUUUUCCCAUUGAAAAACCUAACCUUCCACCUUGCUAUCGUUGACGUUUGUGUCACACAAGGGAGUUACGCUGCUCUGCUCUGCUGCUCUGCCUGUCUGUUAUGAGUGUGUCUGCGUGCGCGUUCAGCAAAGUACAUACGUGUGUGCACACGAUUAUCGAGCCGCUUAUUAUACACCGAAUUUUCAGUAAUUAAUGGUCUUGCGUGAGAAAUUAACAACGAGACUACUAUUGCUCUCGCUUACACGUGGCAUUGAGAAAAACGCGUGACUUUGGGUUGCAGCAUGAAUUGUUGUUGUUUUUCGGAAUUCGCUUUCGAAAGGUCACUUGUUAUUCGCCGCUCGUCCUCACAAGCUCGCAACAAUCGUCGUUCGUCAUUUUAUACAGUUGCAAUGUGAAGAUAGUGUAUAUAUUUUUAUAUAUAGCCCAACUACCUGCAAGCACAUUUUUUUCUAUUUUGAGCUGGGCUCUCUGACAGAUCAAUAUUUUUCUAACUGUACAGUUGCAAAGAUGAGUGUUCUUAAUUUGAAAAAGGAGAAGCGCAGCAAGUUGGAAGACAUUGUGGAAAAUUUGUCACAUGGCGAGCUCAAGAACACCAGCACGAUCAGUGACAAUAUUUUUGGCAAAGUCGAAUCGCAGCUUGAAAAUAUGUUUGCUGGGAUCGUUGAGAAUCACAAUGCAUUGGAGGCUCCUAUAUAUCUUGGCAACGACCCAAAGUUCAUGGAAGCGAAUAAACCAGUUGUUGCCACAGAAAAUCAUACUGUAAAGACUGAAAUUAAUGAAAUAAGUAGCCCGAUUGUAGCAGCUAAUAAUGUUCCUAAAGAAACAGUCGGUCUAACAAAUGGAAACCAAACAUCUGUUGCUGAAACUGAAAAGAAGAAGAAACCCAGUAAAGCAAAGAAAAAAACUGCAAAGAGAAAAGUUGAAUCAGACGAUGAAUCAAAAAAUAAAAGUGUCAGUGUAUCAGUACCAGAAGUUAAAAAAAUUAGAGGACCUGUGAUAAAAAUGAAAAAAGGCAACGAUAAGCCAAUUUUUGUUGAAGUAUUAAAUACAUUUAGAGAAGAUGAUGAUGAUAAGCCAAAAGAAAAAAAAUCUUCAAGAAAGUCUCACGGUCAAAAUUAUGAUUUUAUGAAAGAUACUCUGAAUAAUAGAUCUUUAAAUUCAUCAGCACUAAAUGCAGAAAGUAACAACUUAUGGAUAUGCAUAUUUUGUAAACAAGGACCACAUCACAGAAUAGCAAUGUCUUCAUUUAGUACGCAAUUGAAAGCCCCAGAAGCUCUUGGUGAUUUAUUCGGACCAUAUUUCAUAAAAGAAGAUAAUCAAAGCAUAUCCAACGACAACGAUACUUCAAAAUUAUUUGAUAAUCAAACAACACCCAAAGGAAUAAAACAUGAAAAACCAGAUUACAGUGGCUCUUCAGAAAAACAUAAAAAGAAAUUCUAUAACAAUAUGAAUGGUGAAUCUUCAAAUGUGACAAUGGAGCCCAGAGAGAUUUGGGUGCACGAACCUUGCACUUUAUGGACAAACGGAGUUUAUAUGGUUGGUGGACGUAUAAAAGGAUUGCAAAGUGCUGUACAUAACACAUCUAAACUUAUUUGCAAUCAAUGUGGCUUGGAUGGAGCUAAUAUUCAAUGCAUAAAAAGAAAAUGUAAAUCUUAUACACAUUAUCCUUGUGCAGUUGCUGCUAAUUGGGAGUUAAACAGUGAUCAGUUUUUGGCCAAGUGCUGUGCUCACAAGGAUCAACAAUAAAUUAAUUGUAGACUGUAUUUUUUUCCAGAAUAAUUUUCUACAUGUAUAAAUGAAAU